Messenger RNA from Branchiostoma belcheri (Belcher's lancelet), 4156 nucleotides. RefSeq lists its product as uncharacterized. Lineage: Eukaryota; Metazoa; Chordata; Leptocardii; Amphioxiformes; Branchiostomatidae. Bases 48 to 2240 code for a protein of 730 amino acids. The record is from RefSeq and is a predicted model, not a curated record. Gene Ontology annotation, biological process: humoral immune response; positive regulation of canonical NF-kappaB signal transduction; signal transduction. Gene Ontology annotation, molecular function: protein binding. The transcript has 7 exons.
GAUUAUAUAUAAAUAGAUACAACAGCCGUCCAGUAUAAACAUCCAAGAUGGCUGACCAGCACCAUCUCAGCCAGCUCAAACUCCCGUACCUGAAGCGGUUAGCAGAGAAGCUGGAUCCAAAGACAACGAUUGGUCACGACUGGAGGGACGUCGCUGACGGGCUGGGCUUCAGCAUGGACAGUAUCAGGCAUGUUGAAAGCACGAGCCAAGGUUCCAGCCCGACCAUCCAGGUCCUGAACCUGUGCUCACACAAGGCAGGGUUCACUGUGGGCAGGCUGAGGGAGGUGUUCCACUCAGUGGAACGGCACGACUGUAUCUGUAUCCUGGAUGAAGCAGCAGAAGAAGUGGAGACUGCCCGGCGGCGGAGGCCCGUUGUCAUCAGUCCCUCUGCGGUUGAACAUGAUGACCGGUUCCAUCCGGUUAGCCUGACCAGCGGAGAACAGGUGUCCCUGGCGCAGAGCCAGAACAGCAGUCUCCGGUCAGAACCGGUUGAGAACGAAGACAUGCCCGAGGACAGUCAGAGUUUGAACAGCAGACCUGCCCAGGAGGACGUGUGGGUGAGACAGCAGCCCGCAUUGGACAGAAGCUGGCAGCACAUUCAGCAGGGUGCUGAUUCAAACAUUCCAUUCAGCAGUGCCGCCAUGUCGGCGAGUCAGAACCACAGCGUGAACAGCUGCACAUCCGGAAUCGCAGUCAGCGGUCUGUCUGCGAGAGGUCCGAAUCGGGACGCGGCCAGCAUGGACAGGUCAGUGACCUCUGGGAUGUUGACCUUGAACAUAGCAGGGCACGAAAGCACCGACACGUCAUGUGGAGGUCAGAGGUCAAACGCGGAAGCUAGUGCACUUACCAACGGUGAAAGCGCGGGACCGCGCAUGCCAUUUUCAGACAAAGGCGAACAAUGCUCCACCAGCUUUGACUACGGGACUGAGGGCGCCCCCUCCCCGUCAUACCCCUACUCUCCGAGUUCCCAUGGCGACCAAGAACUCUCCGAAGACAUUCUAACUAGCGCGGAGACCCAGCCUAACAACCUUCCGCCCAUCCGUACUUUCAUGCCCGACGAUAAUCCUAGGACGCUAACAAGUAACGACUUCUUCCCUUACCCCGCGCAAUAUCAAAAUGGGCAGAACUACAACAUGGGGCCACCACAGUACAACCACCCUGGUAUGAACGGUCAGCAAAACCCGUGGGUUAACGGGGCAGCCAGUCCGAGAGCUGCGUACGUGGGUCCCCGUGGGCCUUACCCAGGAGGCAUGGGGGUUCCGCAGUAUAAAGGUGCCGCGGGGGGAGGGAGAGGGCACCCGUACGUACCGCACGACCAACCCAUGAGGGUCCCUCAUCAGCACCCCUCCCAACCAUUAAUGAACGGUCCCUACCGGCCCAACGCUCCACCGUACCAGAUGUACAACAAUGGUUACCCCCCACCCCCACAUGGACCGCCUAACACCAUGAGUCAGAAGCAGCAAGCGCAAAACGCCGCCACGGGGCCGAGUUCGGAAUCGGGGGUGUCGUCUGCGCCCGAUAGCUUCCACUUCAGCGGCAGUAACACCGGGACUUCCCGAAACGAGACCACCCCUCCUCCGCAAAUGGUACGAGCCAUGUCCAUGCCGCCCAACGCCGCGCCGGGGGCGAUGAUAGGAGCUGUUGGGGGAGCGGUACAGAACGGAGUACCAGCCGCAGCCUGUACACGGUCUCUGUCUGUCAACAACCCUCCAACAACACCUGACACUGUACCAGCGACAGCUGAGAGGAUCUUCAUCACCUACUCCAAAGACAACGAGAUCCAUCUGGUACGGGUCUUAGACAUGGCCAAGAAGCUGUUUGCGGAAGGGUUCUUUGUGGAAGUGGACAUGUUCGCACGACACUUCGCUGGCAUCGACAAGAUGGGCUGGCUGGACAACAGAAUCAAGAAGGCAGCAUUUGUGAUCAUCAUCUGCAGUCCGCAAUACAUGGUGGAUGUGGAGAAGAAGAGUGAGAGUGUUGACGGUCUGCACACCCUGUACAUCCACCGGUCACUCCAGACCGAGUACCUGGACAACAAGGCCUGCAACUAUCGCUUCAUACCCAUCCUCUUUGAUGGUUUUUCGCGUGAUUGUGUACCCAGAUGGCUUCACAACACCACCAUCUUCUACUGGCCCAAGGACAUCCAGGACAUCAUGGCCAGACUGAGGCGCCGCGAACGGUUUCCCACGCCGGCCAUCGGGAAACCGCCAUGCAUCAGACGGAACCCGGACCACACGUAACCCCCAUACAGACCCCUGCAUCAGGCUAAAUCCUUAUCACACAUAACCCCCAUACAGACCCCUGCAUCAGAUGGAACCCGGACAACAUGUAACCCCCAUACAUACCCCUGCAUAAGGCUAAAUCAUUAUCACGCAUAACCCCUUUACAUACCCUGGCAUAAGGUAAAAUCCUGACAACACAUUACCAAGAACAUAUAUGCCCCUGCAUCAUGCAAAAUCCUGAUAAGUGUAACCCCCAUACAUGCCCCUGCAUCAGAGGAAAUCCUGACCACACAUAACCUCCAUACACACCCCUUCAUCAGUGUUGAAGGAUUCAGUAAAGGCCCUCAUGUUGUGCAAUGGCCAAAACUCUUAGGACCUAAAUGCACAAAGUCCUGGCCUUUGGCAUUUGGAGGCUUACAUGUGUAGCUAUAAUUGUUUUCAUUCAUCAAUUGCCUGACUUUCUUUAUGAUUCUGAGUUACAAAAAUUGUUGGGUAAACUACAAAAUAUUAUUACUGUAGCAGAUUUAUGAUUUCUGGCUGUUCAUAUCUCUGAAAGAUGUAUUAAAAGGUGAAAUAAGCAGUCUACAAACUAUGGCACCAGCUAUGUUUUUAGACCAGUCAAAUGAACUUUCAUAUCUAGACAAUCAUAGAGAAAUCUAUGUAUUUCUUAGAGGCCCUCUAAAGUUGAUUAUUUACUAAAUUAAUUUUUAAAUUUUUCUUUGGUCUUAUAUACUAUAGGAUUUAAAUUCUAGGAACUUUAAAUCAGCAGUUCCACUUCUCAUGGGCUAGGAUUUGGCAUCAUAUGUCUUAUUUUGAUUGAACAGUUAAAUAGUAAGAAGAAAGGAAAGCUCAAUGUUCACAUCUCAAGUACAUAUGAAAUAUAUGUAGUGUAAUAUAUAACUUGCAUAUUGAUAUAGAUAUGCUUUGUUUGGCCACAAUCUAGUAUCUUGCAUCAUAUUAAGUUUUAGUUUUUAUGGUGCUGGAAUAUUGCAAGAAGUUAUAUUGGUGACUGUACAUGUAUAUGUUUACAUUUGCGAUAUAUGUACAAACUCAUUUUGCCUUGCUUGCAAGUAUUUGCCCCAAAUUUGAUACAGUUGUCUCAUUUUUGUGAGUGUACAUGAAUGUAUGAUUGAUUGUGUAUAAAAUGUAUUUUGUGUAUGUAUAUUAUGCAUCUGUUGUUUGAGUGAAUCAGUAUUAUGUAUGUGUGUGCGUUUACAAUGUAUGGUGUUUUGUCAUUUUUUUUUUAAAUUUUGGCAGUAUUCGUGAUUGAUAAUCCAAAGAGCUCCUUGUAAGGCCAAUAAGAUAUCUGUGGCAUUGUAUAUUGUUAUUCAUAAUCAUAGCAUCUUGGUAAGGUUAUAGUUGUUGUUUUAAGUAAGAUUGAGCAAGAAAGAAGUUAAUAUACUGUAAUAUGUAUUGUCAGGACAACAUUCUUAGAUACAAUGUAGUUUAACUUGUUUGGGUGGUGGUUUUAUUUCAUAUGUUUAAUUACUCUAUUGUAAGGUUGAUAUCUACAUUGUACAUAUUUGUCAUGAUUAUGAUGUUAAGGAAUAUGAAAAUUGCAAUUUCAUACUGAUAUGAUAGCAAAAGUAUUUCAAGAAGUAUGCUAUUUUGAUAUACAUGCAAUGAAAGCUAGCUAUUACAGUCUAUUUGAAAUAAAAGUUUCAAUGGCAAACCUUGAUAUUAUAUACUUCUUGCUAUCAUAUUUCAAUAUCAUAUUACAAAUAAGGGCAUACUUUUAGUGAUAUGAAAAAGCAGGCAACUUGGUUAAAAAUUAUUCUUUACAUUUGUUCCUGAAAAAAAGUUGUGGUAGAAAGGGUCACUAUAUUGUCACGGAUACGUUUGAAUGGGACUAGAGAGCACUCCAAAAACGUGUACUGUUCUCCAUAUAAACCAAUAUUAGGCCACAACCAAUUUAAUUAAUUGGUUCUCGAAUA